AUUACUACAGGACCAACGAAACAUCGCGAUAGAAUUUCCCGGUAGUGCUUCACAGUUCAUUGGUGCUACAGCUGUAAUACGCUGAGGUAGCUAAUUAGCAAGCUAGUCUGCUAUAAUUUGUUGUAUGUGAAUGUGUCAGUUUUCGCACAAUAGCAAUCUCGCUUAAUUGACGCCUCAGCGAAUUCACACAACAACGCGUCUACACGAUAUCGUAGCAGGGUAACGCAGAUUUGGAGAGAUGGCGGACACUGAGACCACGAGUCCACCUCCUCAGGCCGGGCCUGGGCCAGGGCCAGUGCAAUUCAUGUUGAGCAACAAAGUGGAAACUGCCAUGUGGCUCUCUCGUCUAUUCACGGUCUACUGCUCUGUGCUGUUCAUUCUUCCCAUCCUGGGUCUUAUUGAGGCUGCAAAUUUCUACCAGCGCGCCCUGCUGGCCAACGCCUUGACCAGCGCCCUGCGGCUGCACCAGAGGCUUCCCCAUUUCCAGCUGAGCCGAGCGUUCCUGGCACAGGCCCUGCAGGAGGACAGCUGCCACUACCUGCUGUACUCGCUCAUCCUGGUCAACUCCUACCCCAUCACCAUGGGUAUUUUUCCUGUGUUUUUGUUCUCCUUGCUUCAUGCCACCACUUACACCAAGAAGGUCCUGGACACAAUUGGUCCCAACAGCUUGGCUUUUGUGAGGAACCUCCUGGACAAGCUCACAGCCAACCAGCAGAACAUCCUGAAGUUCAUUGCAUGCAACGAGAUCUUCCUCAUGCCAGCAACCGUUUUCCUACUCUUCAGUGGCCAAGGAAGCCUGCUGCAGCCAUUCAUUUACUACAGGUUCCUCACGCUGCGCUACUCCUCCCGAAGAAACCCUUACUGCCGCACCCUGUUCACGGAGCUGCGUGUGCUCUUGGAGCACCUCAUCAUGAAGCCUUCCUGUCCCGCCUUCUUCCGGAGGAUGUGCCUCAACAGCAUCGCCUUCGUCAGCCGCCUGGCCCCCACGGGGGUGUAGCUGGGGGGGGCGUGGGGGGGGGGGAGCAGAGCUCCCCCAGAGACCCACCACCAGCGGAAAAGACCGAAAGGAACGCUAUUUUUUUCAAGGUUCACCCCCAAGGAGCCGGGGAACCCCGCAGGCUGCCCACGUGUCUAUAGGCCAGAGCGCGAGGCUCAAAAAAUCACAGUGCACUGAAAAAACCCGGACCAGAUUUUCCCGCCCUUUUUAACGGCUGCCUUGCCACACACAUCCCAUUGCACGUUUUACCGUACGAAGUAACAGUGAGGUUUGAAACCGCCCAAACUUCAAUCAUGGGGUGUUUGGGAUUUCUUUAUUUGCCCCCUCCCAAUUUUUUUUCCCUAGAUUUUUUUUUCUUUCUUUACUUCAAAUUUUACUUUACUUAAAAAUGUGACAUUAAAAUAAAAUCCGACUAAGCUUUAUCAUUGCCACACAUUUUUUUUCUUAAUUGUACUCCACUAGCCAAAAUGCAGAAAAAUCACUGUGUGUAUUGGUGUUUCUGUAUGCAUUCCUACACACAGACACUCAAUGUCGAUGCAGUGAGUACAACUCCAUCACAGUAUGUCUUUUUUUAUAUUCACUUUCCUUUUCUUAUCGAGUGUGUAAAGCAUUGUAUGAGAACCCCAAUUGCCUGUAUCGUACAGUUAUAUAUUUAUACAUGUUAUGCUUUGUCUUAAAUCAGUUCUAAAAGAUUAAAUAUGCAGUAAGUGUGAGUGCUACUCCCUGUUUUAUGUAUGCUGAAUAAAUUGUUUAAAAUAUUUACAUAAAUUUAGGUGAAAGGCAAUAUUUCCAUUAUUUCUGCAAUGUAGUUGGGCAAAAAAUUACCUUAGUGAAUUCCAAAGCUUGAUUGUGUUCUGAUAUAUAAGUAUCUAGAUAUCUGCAAUAUAUAAACUCAUACAGUGCAUUACAAGGGUGGAAAUUAGUAAUUAGGGCAGUAAGUUAUUUCAGGGCAUGUUAGUCUUUGUCAUGCUAUUAGUGUUUUUAAUUAAUUUGUUGACAGCUGUGCUGGUUUAGUGUAGCAACAACUAUGUAAAACUUCUUGAAAUCUAAUCCAGGUAUCUCAUUGAUUGGUACAUAGCAGGGUUCAUCAAAGGUCCAAGAUCAACUAGGGGGACCUUGAACAACAUGAAGGAGAAACAACAGUAAAAGCUGGUAAUAAUGUAAAUAAAAUACUUAAUCGGAAUAAACACAAACCUGUCACAAUAUUUAACUGUUUAACUUUGAUUGCCACAAGUAAGACUAACUGCAACUGUUGGCACUCAGAAUGUGGGGUGGCUGUGCUCUCUCUUUAUGCGUGUGUGCGUGCGUGAAUGCGUGCGUGUGUGUGUAUGUAUGUAUGUGUGUGUGUGUGGGAGGGGGGGUCCAGGUCCGACUCCAGCAAAAGGUUUAAAGUUCCUGCUGUAUGUGUUAUUUUAUUCACAGGCUAAUUAUUUAUUUGCUAUUCUGUUGGACUACCUCUGCAGUUGUUGGCAUGGCUGCAUGAACUAAUGUACGACCCUUUUUUGUUUUGUUUAUUUUUGUCCUCUCUGAGAUCUUCCUUUGUGUUUUUGUUAGUCUAUUAAAACAUUUUCUACAGAAAAUAAAAGGAGCGAAUAAUUGAAAAAAUAAUUUCAUAUUUAUAGUUGAUCAGGUUCUUGGUGUGAAACUGCUUUGAAAUGUUCCUAUGAAUGCAUUGAUCAACAGUCAGCCUAAGAUUCAUUAUUAAAGAAGUGAAGCUUGA
Anguilla anguilla (European eel) is the source of this 2717-nucleotide messenger RNA. RefSeq names its product transmembrane protein 33 (gene tmem33). Gene Ontology annotation, cellular component: endoplasmic reticulum; membrane. Bases 239 to 997 code for a protein of 252 amino acids. The record is from RefSeq and is a predicted model, not a curated record. Gene Ontology annotation, biological process: membrane organization; endoplasmic reticulum tubular network organization. The transcript has 8 exons. NCBI's taxonomy places the organism in Eukaryota, Metazoa, Chordata, Actinopteri, Anguilliformes, Anguillidae.